This is a messenger RNA of Spea bombifrons (plains spadefoot toad), 1633 nucleotides long. RefSeq names its product CD9 molecule (gene CD9). The transcript is spliced from 8 exons. The record is from RefSeq and is a predicted model, not a curated record. The coding region runs from base 94 to 780 and encodes 228 amino acids. Lineage: Eukaryota; Metazoa; Chordata; Amphibia; Anura; Pelobatidae. Gene Ontology annotation, cellular component: membrane.
AAUGGAAAAGUAAAUCUCACGAACCCCACACCCUGCAGAGCGUCGGGCUGAGCCAGUAACUUCUCCGGACUUCUCCGUCUAAAAACACUCACCAUGCCGGUCAAAGGAGGAACCAAAUGCGUCAAAUACUUGCUUUUUGCCUUUAAUUUUAUAUUCUGGCUUGCUGGAACAGCCGUCCUCGCGAUAGGAUUAUGGCUCCGGUUCGAUAGUCAAACCAAAAGUAUGUUUGAGUCUGAUUCAAACCCCAGUUCAUUCUAUACAGGAGUUUACAUCCUCAUUGGCGCCGGAGCACUCAUGAUGUUGGUUGGGUUCCUCGGCUGCUGUGGAGCAAUUCAGGAGUCGGAGUGCAUGCUUGGACUGUUCUUUGCAUUCCUCCUUGUGAUUUUUGCGAUUGAAAUAGCUGCUGGUAUCUGGGGAUUUUCAAAUAAAGACAAGGUUGUUGAUGAACUGAAGACAUUUUACAAGGAUACUUAUGCAAAGUACAUGGAAACAAAAGAAGCAUCUGUAAAGGAAACGCUCAAAGGAAUCCAUUUUGCCUUUGACUGCUGUGGAAUGACUGGCGUGCUUGAAGCUGCCCUGACAGACAUAUGUCCAGCCAAAAGCGGAUUGACUAACAUACUUUCUUCCGAGAGCUGCCCCGCAGCCAUUGAAAAGGUUUUCAAUAAUAAGUUACAUAUUAUUGGAGCUGUUGGGAUUGGAAUUGCUGUGAUCUUGAUCUUCGGCAUGAUUUUCAGCAUGGUGCUUUGUUGUGCAAUCCGGAACAACAGGGAAAUGGUAUAAUACAGUGUGUUAGUAGGAAGACCCAUUUGGGGGUCUCGUAAAUAUAAUGUUCAAAGCGGCGUUUUCCAACCAAAAAAAAAGUUGUUAUAUUUUUUGUUUUUAAUGCAGCAUUUUUGCUUUUGUUUUGUCUAAAUGUCUGAACCGUUGUAAACCAAUGAUACAAGGUAUAUGAUUUUGUUGAUAGGUUAAACACAUAUAUAUUGUAUAAAAAGUUUAUUCCAUGUAAUCAAUUUUAGGCCUGUCUUUGCUUUCUUAAAAUGAUAAUCAAACAGUAACUUAUGUUGAAUAUCAUUUGAUACUUAAUAAAAAAAAUAGUUAUAUACAUAUUAAACAUGGUUUGUGAUUUUGUGUUUAAACUACACAAAUGUACCGUAGGAAAAAAAAUAUAUACCAUGUGGAAUUUUCACUUCUUGACAACCCUUCCGAUUUACACGUUUGCAAUGCACAAUAAACCUGUUUAAUGUUUUUGUAUAUUGGGUAUUUCUUUUUAAAGCAAAUCUGUUGCUUUUCCCAAAUUUUGGAUUCUCCUGUUACGUACCCUAAAAAAAAAACCGCAAGAACCCUGACGGGAUUACUAAAGGGACAGUUUAAUGUCCACAACGGCCACAGUAAAGAAGAAUGCAUAUUAAAAAUGUGGACUAUUUUAAUAUGCAUUCAUUAAACGAUGGGGGGGGGGAUAAAUGACUUCUCUUAUGGAGAAGCUGCAGAUCUGUUCCUCUUGAAGCAGCCAAUCAGUGUCGGGAAAUAACUCCCAUUAAAAACAAAAAAGGAGGUUUUUCUGUGUAUUUUCAAGUUCUUUUAUGGAUACAUUAACUAUAUAACAUGUAAGCGUGACAUACUUUAGGCUUUUUUU